Hypomesus transpacificus is the source of this 1667-nucleotide messenger RNA. It is a transcript of the gene mmp13a.1, whose product is annotated as matrix metallopeptidase 13a. Lineage: Eukaryota; Metazoa; Chordata; Actinopteri; Osmeriformes; Osmeridae. Gene Ontology annotation, cellular component: extracellular matrix. The transcript is spliced from 10 exons. The record is from RefSeq and is a predicted model, not a curated record. Gene Ontology annotation, biological process: extracellular matrix organization; proteolysis; collagen catabolic process. Bases 28 to 1437 code for a protein of 469 amino acids. Gene Ontology annotation, molecular function: zinc ion binding; metalloendopeptidase activity.
AAAACACACCCCCGAGGAAGAGGCAUCAUGAAGACUUUUCACCUAAGCAUUCUAGUCAGCCUGGCAGUGGCAGUGUACCCUGUACCACUACUGUCACCUACCGAAGAAGAUGAAACUGUAGCAGACUCUUACCUGAAGAGGUUCUAUAACUUAACGGAGGUGGGGUCCAAGGCCAGAAAUGGGCUGUUCGAGCGAUACGAAAAAGUCAGUGAGAUGCAGAGGUUCUUCAGGCUUAAGGUAACUGGUACGCUGGACCAUGAGACCAUGCACAUGAUGAAGAAACCCCGCUGUGGUGUACCCGACGUCGCUGCCUUCUCCACCUUCCAAAACAGCCCAAAAUGGCCGACCAACCAACUUACCUACAGGAUUGUAAACUACACGCCCGACAUGUCUGCGUCGGAAGUAGACUUCUCCAUCGAGAAAGCUCUCCAGGUGUGGGCUAAAGUGUCACCUCUGACCUUCACACGAAUCUACAGUGGCAACGCUGACAUCAUGGUCUCCUUUGGAGCAAGAGAGCAUGGUGAUUUCUACCCCUUCGAUGGCCCAGAAGGCAUCCUGGCGCACGCAUUUGCCCCUUCCCCUGACAUUGGAGGAGACGCCCACUUUGAUGAGGAUGAGACCUUCACUUUCGGUUCAAGCAGAGGGUACAACCUGUUCAUGGUGGCUGCCCAUGAGUUCGGUCACUCCAUGGGCUUGUCCCACUCCAACGACGUGGGCGCUCUGAUGUACCCAAUCUACCAAGGAUACAGAGACCCCAACACCUACGUUUUGCCCCGUGAUGAUGUCAACGGCAUCCAGUCCCUCUAUGGCCCCAACUCAGAUGUGAACCCAGACAAACCUGAUCCUAAACCGCCCACGACCCCUGAUGCCUGUGACCCUACCCUGGUCCUGGAUGCCGUCACCACUCUGCGUGGAGAGCAGAUGUUCUUCAAGGACAGGUUCUUCUGGCGCGUGAACUCUCAGAGCAGUACAGCGCAGCAGAACGUCAUCAAGACCUACUGGCCCGAGCUACCUGACAAUGUUGAUGCUGCCUAUGAGAGUGGAGAGAAUUACAAUGUCUACAUCUUUAAAGGUAACCAGGUCUGGGCUGUCUCUGGCUAUGAUGUUAUCAGAGGCUAUCCCAAAUCCCUUAGCAGUUUGGGUUUACCCAGGACAGUGAGAAAGGUUGACGCCGCCUUCUAUGAUGAGGAAUCUCGCAAAACCUUCUUCUUCAUUGAUGACAACUACUAUAGUUAUGACGAGGCGAGGAAGACAAUGGACAAAGGCUUCCCCAAACGUAUAGGAGAUGGCUUCCCUGGCAUCGGUGGCAAAGUGGCUGCAGCCUUCCAAAACCAAGGUUAUACCUACCUCUUCAAGGGGCCCUCAGUUUACGAGUUCAGCCUCAGGAGUAAAAGGCUGUACCGUGUUCUCAGGAACAGCUACUUCCUAACUUGUUAGAUCAGUUACCUCUGAUGACCAACAGUGGCCAGUAAUAAAAGCAACAAUGUAUGCUGCUUUUGAUGUUUUUGUGCUUUGCAAACAUGAAAUGUAUUUAAAUCAAUAUUUAAUGUAUUUAAAUGAUCACUUUUUGUGAUUAUUAAAAGUUUGUGCUUUUGUCCUGAAAGAGUUAUUGAAUGGUGUACUGUAUAUGAAGGCUUUCUAUUCAAAUAAAGUAUAAACUAAUAUUA